CCUGCCGAGGAAAUGGAGCUCUACCUGCACAAACUAUCUCAGCCCAGCCGCGCCGUCUACAUUUUUGCCAAGAAGAACGGCAUCCCCUUCAAGAUGCAUGACUUGGAGAUGGCUAAAGGGCUGCAUCUGAGUGAGUUCAUGCGGGUAAAUAAGCUGAAGAGUGUGCCUACCCUUAAGGAUGCGGACUUCGUCUUAACAGAGAGCUCAGCCAUCCUGAUUUACCUGAGCUGUAAAUACCAGACAGCAGACCACUGGUACCCACGUGACCUGCAGGCCCGGGCCCGUGUCCAUGAGUAUCUGGGCUGGCAUGCCGACCACAUCCGUGGCACGUUUGGUGUCCCCCUGUGGACCCGGGUGCUGGCACCGCUCAUUGGAAUACAGGUGCCUGAGGAAAAGGUGGAGCGCAAUAGGACUGCCAUGGACCGGGCGCUGAAACGGCUGGAGGACAAGUUCUUGGGAGACAGGGCCUUCCUUGCUGGCCAGCAGGUGACACUGGCUGACCUCAUGGCACUGGAGGAGCUGAUACAGCCCGUGGCUGUCGGCCAUGACCUGUUUGAGGGACGGCAGCGACUGGCAGCGUGGCGUGGCCAAGUGGAGGCUUUCCUGGGUGCGGAGCUGUGCCAAGAGGCUCACGGCCCCAUCUUUUCCGUCCUGGAACAGGUGGCCAAGAAAACAUUCCCUGUACCACCACCAGAGGCUUAUCCAAAUAUGCUGAGUCGCAUUGCCAGGAUCCCCUGAGGAGUCUGUAACCGGGGCCAGGAGAUUAGUCAGAAGAGAUUCACUCUG
Molecule: messenger RNA, 786 nt
Organism: Nycticebus coucang (slow loris)
Lineage: Eukaryota; Metazoa; Chordata; Mammalia; Primates; Lorisidae
Gene: GSTT2B
Product: glutathione S-transferase theta 2B
Exons: 5
Coding region: 13-738 (241 amino acids)
Biological process (GO): glutathione metabolic process
Cellular component (GO): cytoplasm
Molecular function (GO): glutathione transferase activity
Source: RefSeq, a predicted model, not a curated record